AGGACAAGGAAUGAAAAUGUGAGGCCUGGGGUUGGUCUGUGGGGGUUUGGGGCCGGGGGGGCUGUGGGGUGAGCUGGAGAGUGCCGAGCUGGUCUCUGUUCCAGGGGGGCUGGCUGUGGCCUUGGGGUUUGUCCCUGUUCCCCCCUCCCCUCUCUGUGCUGAGCACCAUCCCCAUGCCCCAGGCACCAUGGCACAGGUGGGGCACCGGGUGGAUUACCUGGCUGGCUUCUGCUGCCCGGUGGGGGGGCUGGUGGCCGGCAAACCCCGCGUGCUGUGCCACGAGAGCGAGAUCUACCUCUGCAAUGGCAGCGAGUUCGUCUACAUCUACGACCAAGAGGGCAAGGUGCUGAAGGCUGUGUACAGGUGCCCCGACCAGGUGUGGCAUGUGGAGCUGCUGCCCCUGACAAGACAGCUGUACAUCCUCUGCGCCCACAGCGGCAUCUACUGCGUGUCCCUGGACCAGCAGAGCAGGUUAAUGGAGCAGACGGAUGGCGACGGCCAAGAAAGCAAUUGCCCUUCCGGCGUCUUCCCCGUGGACUCAGACGCCUGCAUCUUCCCAGACUCCAGCCUCUGCAUGUUCACUCUGCUCAACAACUUCGUCAUCACCCUGUCCCAGGCCCACGGCAAAUGGUGGAUGAAGCUGCACGAGCUGCCGCGCCCCGAGCAGGACAGCGCCCCCUACCGGCAGGUCAGCGAGGUGGGCUUCUGCCCCGGCCCCGCGCCCCCCGAGGAGGGAGAUGGCGCUCCGUCCCGCUUCCUGCCCGUGCUGUGCUGCGCCUCCUCCCCGGGCACGGCGGGCAGCGCGGAGGGGCCGUGGUGCUCGGGGGGCUUCGUGCUGGAAGAGCCCCUCUUCAGCUUGCUCUUUGGGAUCGACGCCGCCAUGCUGGAGUCCCCGAUGAUCCUGUGCGGCUUCCCGGACGGACAGCUCUGCUCUGUGCCACUGAAGGCUCUCAGCUCGCCGCCCGCCGAUGGCUGCCACGACGUCUCCGGGCAGGACCCCCCCGUGAAGAUCCUCCACCACUUGGAAGAGCCCAUCGUCUUCAUCGGGGCGCUGCGGACGGAGCGGCGGGCGGCGGAGGAGGAGGAGGAGGAGGAAGAUGACGCCGAGGACGAUCCGCUGUUUGGCGACGCCGGCUGUGACUGCGUGGUGGCCGUGGGGCACUACGGCAAGAUGGUGGCCGUCAAGGCAGACCAGAGGGAUGAGACAACGGUGCCGGAGCUCAGGGAGUACUACCUGCGUGGGCCCAUCCUCUGCGCCGCCUGCGGCAGCGGCAGCCGCAUGUACUACAGCACGCACUCGGACAUCUCCGCCGUCGACCUGGACUGGGUCAGCGAGGCCUCUGACCCUGAGGACACGGAGAGCUGCGGCGGCGUCCUGCCGCCCGUCCUGUCCCCAGCCAGCUUAAGUAUCUGUAGCGUCGUGGCCCUCUCCCUGUCCUCGAGGGCAUCAGAAGGUGAAUCAGAGCUGCUGGCCCUGUCUGCCAAAGGCCGCCUCAUGACCUGUGGCUUAUGCAGCCCCGAGGAUGCUGAUGUGGAGCUGACGCCUGCCGAGGCUGGCCGGAGGAUUAAGGCACUGCUGUCCGGGAUAGGCAACACCUCAGAGAGAGUUUCCUUCCUGAAGAAGGCAGUGGACCAAAAGAACCGUGCCCUGGCCAGCCUCAACCAGGUGAUGAACGUGAGCGCAGCUCUGCUGUCCAGCCAGGAGGGCCAGAAGCCCAUUGCCUGCACCGUCACUGCCAACUGGAGCUGCCUCCUGCUCCGUGACACCGUCACCAUCUCCUGCCUGCUGGAGAACUGCAGCGAGUACAGCCUGGAGCAGGGCUGGACCCUGUGUGUUCAGCUCCUGGCCAGCCCCUGUGCCUUAGAGGAGGAGUCUGUGGAUUCGGCCACCACCUUCACCUUCCCCAUCGACCAGCUCCAACCUGGGACCAAGCGGGAGCUGACGCUGCCCCUUGGCUCGACCACAGACACCAAGCUGGAUCUGCCUCUGACCAUCUCCUGUGCCCUCUACUACAGUUUACGUGAUAUCCUGGGCAGUGGCUCUGACUCACCCGAAGCCCUGGAUGAUCUCCUCCCGGACGAUUCGCCCAUCCUGUCCCCAGACAGAGAGGGCAUCUGCCUGCCCCUCAGCGAAUGCACCAUUGACAUGCUGCAGUGCCUGCACUUUGAGAGCAGCCCCCCCAGGCCGGACCCCUCCUCCAAAGUGGCUUCGCUGCCUGCGCCCCAGGAUCCUGUGGAGACCUUCCUGAGGGCAUCCAAGGAGCAGCCUGAGCCCGAGGCAGGGACAGCCAGCAAGCAGCCAUGUGCCACAGGAGAGGGCAGCGUGCCACCCUCAGCAGCGUCCAUCAGAGUGUCCUCAGAGCUGCUGAAGAACGCGCUGAAAGCCUCCAGCUCAGACGUCUCGCUGAGCUGCGCCACGCUGCGCUGGCUGCUGGCUGAGAACGCUGCAGCCACGGCGCUGAGCAGUGGGGAGGUGACCUCGGUGUGCGGUGUGGCUCCGGAUGGAGGAGAGGUGCAGCUGAUCAUCCGAGAGGUGGCCAUGAAUGACCUCAGCCCGGCCGGCCCCAUCCAGGCGGUGGAGAUCCUGAUGGAGAGCCCGUCCCUGGCCCACAUGUGCAGGAUGCACCAUGCCGUCAUCCGCCGCAUCCAGGCGCUGGUGCUGGAGCAGGCAGCGCAGGGCUCGGGGCCCCCUGACCUCCGCAUGCAGUACCUGCGCCAGAUCCAGACCAACCACGAGGCGCUGCUGAAAGAGGCGCGGUCCUUGCGCGACCACCCGCCCCUGACCGAGGAGGGCACGGAGAAGCUCCUGCAUAUCUACCAGCAGCUGCGUAACCCCAGCCUGGUCCUGCUGUGAGCAGCGGACCAGCCAGCGCGCCCCGGGGAACGGGGACGGUCCCAAGGAGGGGCAACGUGCCCGGCAGGAGGGCCGGCGGCCGAGGCGGUGGUCUGUGUGUGUGAAUGUGUCGUGGUCGUGUUGUCGGCAGCACGGAGGGGCCGUGCGCCCCGAAAGCCGCCUGGCGGCAGAGCGGGGCUCCUGGGCUGGCCCGGCGCUGCGCUGCCGCCCGGUGCUGUGCAGCCUCGUGGGGCGUUGCGGCCGCGGUAGCGUGGCUCCGUCCCCGCUGUGGGCUGCGCCCCCGUGCCGCCUUGCCUUUCAGGAUCAGGACAAACAGGGUGCUGUGCCAGGGUGCCCGGGGGAGCCCCGUUUUCUGCUGGGCAGGGGAGGGGGUUUUCCGCUCCCCCGUUGUUUCUAUAAAUGAUCUCGUAUCUCUGUGGCGGUGCAGCGUGUUUUGGGGGCUCGGUCUUUCCCCGCACUGCUCCGGUGUCUGUAAAUCUGUCGUCUGCCAUGAAAACGAUCGUGCCGCUCA
Molecule: messenger RNA, 3365 nt
Organism: Lagopus muta (rock ptarmigan)
Lineage: Eukaryota; Metazoa; Chordata; Aves; Galliformes; Phasianidae
Gene: FAAP100
Product: FA core complex associated protein 100
Exons: 9
Coding region: 188-2854 (888 amino acids)
Biological process (GO): interstrand cross-link repair
Cellular component (GO): Fanconi anaemia nuclear complex; nucleoplasm
Source: RefSeq, a predicted model, not a curated record